This is a messenger RNA of Vitrella brassicaformis, 1532 nucleotides long. NCBI's taxonomy places the organism in Eukaryota, Vitrellaceae. The record is from the annotation of a GenBank genome assembly.
AAUUCCUGUGCACUAUGGCGCAGGCGAUCUCGCGUUUCGUCGUUUUAGCACUGGUUGCGUGCGUGGUGAGUGCGGCUGUCGCGCCACCGGCCUUCGUCUCGUCCCCUCCCCUGGGUCAAGUGGCGCCAUCGGCAACAAGCCGCGUGCGGAUGAGCGCAGUGAAGAACCGGUCCUCGGGAAAGAUACCUGCUCCCUCUGACAAGGUGAUCACAUGCUCACGUGCAUCAUGCAUGUUGCCAGCACCAUGCAGCUGUCUGUCUUUCAAGCAGACACACACACACACACACAACCGAGUGUCAUGUUGAUGUCCUGGGAUGAAUGUCACGCAGGUCGAGUCGGCUCCCCUGGGGAGAGUGGACCUUCCUGACACGUUGCUGGAGUUUCUGGGGUUUGCCAUCAACGGCGACAGACAACACCACAUACCGGGCAGGUGGUGCAUAACAACAUCUGUCUUCAUUCACGCACUUUACACAUGUGUUGUAUGUGUUGUCUGUAAUGGUGGUAUGUGUUUGGUGGGCUGUGACUACUCCACAUCUCGGUCAGAUUUCCGCGCGGGGGGCGUUCAGGCCAAGAGACCUCCAACGGACACAUCUUGUGGCCGAUGGUACGCACCAUACAGACAGACAUAAUAUGCAUCUGUGUAUACGCUCCGCGCACGUGUGUGUGUGAUUGUUGGUGUCGGCAUGACGCGUCCAUCCAUCCAUCCAUUCAUCCAUCAGCUGUAUGAGUUGAUCCGUCAGACGGACUGGCGUGUGAAGGCCUGGUGUGUGGACGGCCCAGACGAGAAGCACGACAACUGCUUCCUCUACAUCAUCCAGAAAGACGGAACCGGCAAACUCCCGACCACAGGGUGAGUGGGUGAGUGAGUACCUAUUCUCUAUGGGUGCCGUGUGUGUGUGUGAGACGAAUUCAUACACAUGUGUGAAUGUGUGCACACAGUGAUGGGACGCAGUUCGCACUGAUGGUUGGCGAAAAUACCUCCGACAAGGCGCUCGACGACCUCAAGUGGCUCAUGCGCAAGGAAGGCAUCAUGCAGGUACGAACCAACCGCACACACUCGCGGAAUGGAUGGAAGAAUCAACAGGCGGUGUUCAUUCGUAUGCGCACGUGUGUGUAUCUAUCGUGUGCGCAGUGCAUGUAUGCGGCGCGCGGCCACAUCUGGAUUCCCAUGUACUUGGACAGUGAGACUGACCAGCUGAUGCCCAUCCGAUAUGAGGGGAUCGCCCUGACCGCAAACGAGGGGGAGGGCCCUCAGGCGAUCAUCAACUACAUCGUCGACCGAUUAAACUGCCCGAACAAGAAGGAGGACGACGGGUAUCCGGGGCUGUUCAACGAGACGCCUGAGCUGCACAAGGCUAUGGAGCGGCCCCUUCCUCCCAUUCGCUUGUACCCUUCCAGAGAGAUAUAGUUAGCUAGCUACCUGGGCUCUGUCUAGCUUACCUGCCUGGCGGGCUGGGCUGGCUUCCUUCAUCCUACUUGCCUGUCUGCCUUUUUUUGUUUGGUUGGGGCCUUUGUGGUGUAGGUCUGUUUGA